AUGGUCUCUGAUCCAGAUGAUCCUUACGAGGUGCGCGGUGCCGAGUUCAGCAUAUCUCUGUGGCUCAACCUGACGGCGGCCAUCGCGGCGCUGCUCUUCUGGCUGGGACUGCACCUGCAGGACGACCGGCUGCUGGCCGCCCUGCUGGCCGCGCUGACGCUGGCUCUGCUGGCCAAGCUGCACUUCAAGGUGAAGCGGGAGACUCUGCUGGUUGAGUCGUCACUGGGCGUCCAGCUGACCACCGUCUUCGCCAGCGGCCGGCGCAGCUCGCUGUUCCUGGCGCGCGGCCGGCUCCGAGACGUGGUGAUUGCCGAGGCGCUCACCAUGCACCGGGUGGUGACGUACUUGGCACUGGUGCGCCGCCACCCGGACGGCCUGGUGCCGCUGUUCAGGCACACUUGGCCGCGCCGCGAUCAGCUGGAGCCCGUCUACCGGGAUGUGCAGCGCAUCCUGAGCCCGGAGACGGCCGGCUGA
Molecule: messenger RNA, 474 nt
Organism: Amphibalanus amphitrite
Lineage: Eukaryota; Metazoa; Arthropoda; Thecostraca; Balanomorpha; Balanidae
Product: phosphatidylinositol N-acetylglucosaminyltransferase subunit H-like
Exons: 3
Coding region: 1-474 (157 amino acids)
Biological process (GO): GPI anchor biosynthetic process
Cellular component (GO): glycosylphosphatidylinositol-N-acetylglucosaminyltransferase (GPI-GnT) complex
Source: RefSeq, a predicted model, not a curated record